This is a messenger RNA of Adineta steineri, 1416 nucleotides long. Lineage: Eukaryota; Metazoa; Rotifera; Eurotatoria; Adinetida; Adinetidae. The record is from the annotation of a GenBank genome assembly.
AUGGCAAUGACAAAUAACAAAACACAAUGUUUUACAUGUAAUAAAGACAAAAUAACAUUUUCUUGUAGAGGAUGUUCAAAGGAAUUUUGUUUAAUACAUUUACCAGAACACUAUCAAAGAUUAAAUGAAGAAUUAAAUCAUAUUAUUGAUGAUUAUAAUGAAUUUAAAGAAAAUAUUAAUGAACAGAAACAAAAUCCAGAAAAUCAUUCAUUAAUAAAACAAAUUAAUCAAUGGGAAAUAGAAUCAAUUGUGAAAAUUCAACAAAAAGCACAAGAUUGCAGAGAGAUUGUCAUUGAAUCAUUGCAAACACUUAUUAAUGAUAUUGAAAUGAAAUUUAAUGACUUAAAUAAACAAAUACAAGAACUUCAGAAAGAAAAUGAUUUUAAUGAAAUUAAUUUAAAUCAUUUAACAAAUCAGUUAAGAAAAAUUACACAAGAAUUAAAUAGCCCGUCAAAUCUUUCUAUUCAACAAGAUUCACAAUCAUUUAUUAAUAAUAUUUCAAUUAUUUUACCAAAAAAACCAAAAUUUACCAAAUGGAAACAAAAUGCCAUCACUGUGGCUGCUGAAAAUGGACAAGGACAACAAUUAAAUCAACUCAAUCGCCCUGUUGGAAUCUUGAUUGAUAAAGAGAAAAAUAUUUUCAUUGCUGAUAAUUUCAAUCAUCGUAUUGUUGAAUGGAAAUAUAAUGCCAGAGAAGGACAAGUCAUUGCAGGUGGAAAUGGCAAAGGAAAUCGUAUGGAUCAAUUGAAUUGUCCAACAGAUGUGAUUGUUGAUCAACAAACUCAUUCCAUCAUCAUUGCUGACUCUUUAAACAGGCGAGCGAUCCGAUGGAUGAAUCAAAAGCAACAAAUUCUCAUUCACAAUAUUGACUGUCAAGGAUUAGCAAUAGAUAAACAUGGAUUUCUCUAUGGUUCUGAUUAUAAGAAGAAUGAAGUGAGACGAUGGAAAAUGGGUGAAUUCAACAAUGAAGGAAUUAUAGUGGCAGGUGGAAAUAGAAAAGGAAAUCAACUCAACCAACUUGAUUAUCCUACUUUUAUCUUUGUUGAUGAAGAUCAAUCUAUUUAUGUAGCAGAUAGAGAGAAUCAUCGUGUAAUGAAAUGGAGAAAAGAUGCAAAAGAAGGAAGAAUUGUGGCUGGAGGAAACGGUGAUGGGAGAAGUCUUAAUCAAUUAUCUUCACCUGAAGGAAUAAUUGUUGAUGAUUCAAGUCAAAUCUAUGUGGCAGAUAGUGGGAAUCAUCGAAUAAUGCGUUGGUAUGAAGGAAAAGAAGAAGGUGAAAUUAUUGUUGGUGGAAAUGGUGCAGGAAAUCAACCAAAUCAAUUGAAAGGUCCUGCUAGUUUAUGUUUUGACGAUGAAGAGAGUCUUUAUAUUACUGAUUAUUGGAAUCAUCGAAUUCAAAAGUUUGAAAUCGUUCAGUGA